This is a messenger RNA of Monascus purpureus, 1812 nucleotides long. Lineage: Eukaryota; Fungi; Ascomycota; Eurotiomycetes; Eurotiales; Aspergillaceae. The record is from the annotation of a GenBank genome assembly.
AUGGAGGAGUACGCAUCGCCACCGUCAUCUCCAUCUUCAUCAGAUCUGGCACAGACUGUCCGGAACAGCUACGACCAUCUUCCAGAGCUGACUUGGCGGACAUUUAUUGCUGUUAUUGUAUUCUCAUGCAUAGUGACGCGCAUCACCACUGGCCUUCAGAGCAGGCGCAGGAAGCCCAGCAAUGAGGAGCCACAGAGUGUGAAAAUCGUUCCGUACUGGCUGCCGUGGAUUGGGCACGGCCUGUCACUGACUUGGGACCAUGUAACCUCUGUCUGCAAGGCCAGGAAUUCAGCUAAGGAAUCCGUCUUUGGUCUCUUGAUGGGCGGUGUCAGGCAGAAUGUGGUCGUGUCUCCGUCCAUCACGAAGACUAUCUUGUCUUCUCCAGAUGCAUCCAGUGCGGCAGUGACUGCUUAUGUCAUUGAGAAUGUUUUUGGUGACACGGGUGCAAUCCAUAGGCUGAAACCUGAGGAUUCUCGUGCAUUCCAUGAGACUGCUAUCAUGCGGGAACCAUUUAUCACUAAAGCUUUAACAGCCGAAUUGGGAUUGAUAGAGCGCGAAACCCCGAAUUUAGUGACGUUCUGUCGAAGUAUUGUCGACCAGGCACCUUGGGAGCGUGCCAGUCAAGUCACUGUUGAUGAUUAUGACACUGAAGUCAGAACCUGUGAAGCAAACCUUUUCUCUCUUGUAAAGGACUUCAUCGGAUAUCUCUCUGUCUCUCUGUUUAUGGGAAGUGCUUUUACCGAGUCAUUCUUCUCUCAACUAGAGGAUCUUUGGACUAUGGAAAACCGGAUUAUCUCUCUGCUCACUGGAGCGCCUCGCUGGCUUCCCUCACCAGGUGUUUCUGCCGCGCAUCCUGCCCGUAGGCGUCUCCUAGAGGUUUUCUCAGCUUUUCACCAGGCGUUUAUAGCUUGGGAUGAUGGUAGAGAUCCUGGUAUGGAGUUGCGUGACCUCGAGGACGUUUCAGAGCCCAUUAAGGAGCGAAUCCGGAUUUCCAGGAAGCUGGGAUUGUCCUCCGGCGCCAGCGCCCCAGGGCAUCUGUCUCAGUUUUGGGCUCUGCUUAGAAACACACCAAAAGUUGUCUUUUGGAAUCUGCUUCAUAUAUAUGCCGAUCCCAAACUCUUGGAGGAUAUCCGAAAAGAGAUAUCUCCAUACGCCAAAGCUACGCGGGUCAGCCGCGAGGAAACUGGUUUCCCAUUUCAAGAGCCACCUAAGCUUUCCAUUGAUCUGAAGGGCAUCAUCGAGUGUUGUCCCCUCUUCAAGGCUUGUUAUUACGAAACUAUACGUCUGGAAUCAGCGGGGGUAUCUUUUAGGAAACUUACUUCGGACCUAAACCUGACUGAAUCCGACAAGGAUGCUGCAAUUGACGGCCUGACCAGUCCCAGGACAUACAGACUACAAAAGGGCGACUAUAUUGCUAUUUCACAUGGUGCCCAUCAAAAGGAUGAUCGGUAUUUCCAUAACCCCGGCCAAUAUGACCCACAGAGAUUCAUCCACAGAGAUUCGGAGACGGGGGAGACAAAGGUCGAUUCGCGCACUAUCACACCUUUUCAUGACAAUAUAUUUGAGGGUAAAGGACAGCAUUUCGCGGAGCGAGAGAUAUUUGCGUUCACGGCUGCCAUUUUAUCUCUUUGGGACAUCGAACCGGUGGGCGAGAAGGGAUGGAAAAUUCCCGGUCCCAAGUCUUCCGUAGGGACUUUCUUGCCCUUGAAUGAUGUCAGAGUAAAGAUGAAAAUGAGGGUAUAAGCACUGCUGUAGCUGUAAUCAGUUGCCUAGACUGGAUGUUUUGGCUUCUCGAACACCCGAGCAAGGACG